Trematosphaeria pertusa is the source of this 804-nucleotide messenger RNA. RefSeq lists its product as uncharacterized. Bases 1 to 804 code for a protein of 267 amino acids. The transcript is spliced from 3 exons. Lineage: Eukaryota; Fungi; Ascomycota; Dothideomycetes; Pleosporales; Trematosphaeriaceae. The record is from RefSeq and is a predicted model, not a curated record.
AUGGACAAGCAGAAAGAUCUAGACCCUCGAUAUCUCUGGAUCCUUCCUCGAGAUCUCCAGCCGACCCCUCAACUGCAAAAAGAAAUGGAGCAAAUCACCAUCGAGGACGACGGCCAAUCCUGGCCCGCCACCAGCGCCGGUCCCCCAGGCUGGCCGUACUACAUCAACGCUCUGAACAACGGCACCGCAAACAUGACCAAACCCCCCAGGAACAUUAUCUCUCCCCAGCUGCGCGCGCACCGGAAUGUGCUCCGCAGCGUCAAGGCGGAGUAUCAGCAAGACAAGGUUCCGGGAAUCGAGAACGAGGAUGACCACGUCCACUUCCGGUUGACACUAGCUGCCCUGCAGUAUAUCGGCCUAGACGUCCACGGCGGUCUGGAGCGGUUAGUGCGAGUAAAGCUUAACUGCGAGGAGAAGAAGAAGGCGUUCCCUAUGACUUGCAUCGCCGUUGUCGACCCCGGGAAGGCGAGGAGAUAUGUCAAUAUCGGCGUGCAUCUAGGGCCUGAUUCGCCUCUUCGGAAGCCGCCGGCAACGCUUGAGCACGCAGUGCGAAACUACACGAAGAUCUCUGACUUGGUCGAUCCUUUCAAUCGCGUUCCGGGCAAUGCUGAUGACCGGAAAAUGGACGAGAUGAUUGAGCGCAGCAUUGGGAUGGGCCAGAGAAGCCAUCUCAACUGGGAGUUUGAGAGGAUGAAGUUCAGACUGCAAGUUCGGAAGGAGUAUAGGGAGGUCUUGAUUGACCAGGCCGUUAAGGAGAGAUACCCGGAGACGAGGGCGCGGAAGCGCGAGAGGAUUGGAGAGUGA